Molecule: messenger RNA, 1236 nt
Organism: Leptidea sinapis
Lineage: Eukaryota; Metazoa; Arthropoda; Insecta; Lepidoptera; Pieridae
Product: lipase 3-like
Exons: 5
Coding region: 1-1236 (411 amino acids)
Biological process (GO): lipid metabolic process
Molecular function (GO): hydrolase activity, acting on ester bonds
Source: RefSeq, a predicted model, not a curated record
AUGCAUUUUGGAUUGGCAAAAUUUUCAAUUUGUUUUAUUUAUAUUAGUUUAUUAUUUGCCACUUCUGGAUGUGAUGUCGUCUUUGACGCCAAGACAACAGAUCCGAGCAUCAUUGAAGAUGCGACUUUAGAUACUUUCACCUUGAUACGAAAAUAUGGAUUCCCUUGUGAAAUACAUAGAGUUUAUACUGAAGACCAAUACGUGCUGGAGAUGCACAGAGUCCCUCACGGAAAACUCAAUAAUUCCGCUAGCAACCGUCCUGUUGUAUUCCUGCAGCAUGGUUUGUUGUCGUCUUCGGCGGAAUUUGUGCUUAUGUCACCCGAUAAAGGAUUAGCCUAUCUUCUGGCAGAAGCUGGUUACGAUGUAUGGAUGGGAAAUGCCAGAGGCAACACAUACUCGCGAAGACACGCAACAUUGAAACCAACCUCUUCAGCUUUUUGGAACUUCAGCUGGCAUGAGAUCGGCUACUUCGACAUGCCAGCAAUGAUCGAUUAUGUUAUUAAAGAGACUGGGGUUCAGAAAGUUCAGUAUAUCGGCUUUUCCCAAGGUUCAACCGUAUUUUGGGUCAUGACGUCGACUAGGCCUGAAUACAACGACAAGAUAUCAGCGAUGCAUGCUCUCGCUCCUGUGGCAUAUCUGAGUAAUGUCAGAAGUCCCCUAAUUAAAGCAUUGGCAACAUUUACCAAUUCUUUAGAAAUAAUUCUAAAACUGAUAGGUGCCAACGAGAUAUUACCCCACGGUGAAUUAAACAAACUGGCCGGUGAAAAGUUAUGUCUCGAAGAAGCGGAAACACAAGUGUUGUGCAAAAAUCUACUCUUUCUCGUGUGUGGCUUCGAUGCAGAACAACUAAACUCUACAAUGCUUCCCGUUGUACUAGGUCAUACACCUGCUGGAGCUUCAACAAGACAAAUGAUUCAUUUCGGACAGUUAUACAAAUCGAAUCAAUUCGCAAAUUUCAAUCAUGGAUGGUUAAAAAAUCAAAUCAAAUAUGGAACCAUAAGCCCACCACUCUACAAUUUGAGUGCUAUUACGACUCCAAUAUUUCUCCAUUACUCCGAUAAUGACUGGCUCACAACUCCAAAAGACGUUGAUAAACUUUUUACGAAAUUAAAAACAGCAGUCGGAAAAUACAAAGUGCCUUUAAAAAAAUUUAAUCACCUUGAUUUUGUUUUUGCCAAUGAUGCGAAUAAAUUAAUAUAUAAUAGAAUUAUUAAUAUAAUGUCACAUUUUAGAUAA